This is a messenger RNA of Photinus pyralis (common eastern firefly), 1463 nucleotides long. RefSeq names its product cytochrome b5-related protein-like. Bases 108 to 1391 code for a protein of 427 amino acids. The transcript has 5 exons. Gene Ontology annotation, molecular function: heme binding. Gene Ontology annotation, cellular component: mitochondrion. The record is from RefSeq and is a predicted model, not a curated record. Lineage: Eukaryota; Metazoa; Arthropoda; Insecta; Coleoptera; Lampyridae. Gene Ontology annotation, biological process: lipid metabolic process.
AUAAAUCUUUUGCGCUCUCGAACUUUAAUCUUAUUAAGAAAACCGUGAUUAUUUUAACUUUUAACUUGGUAGUAACACCAAGUUCGCUUAGGCAACAUAUUCGAAAAAUGAAAUCAACACUAGGAAUUAAACACAACUGGAGGAAUUCCCCCGAGGAAUGGCUGGACGAGAAGAGAAAACACGACGGCGCCGAAGGUCUGUGGAGGAUCCACAAUGGACUGUAUGACUUAUCCGAUUUUAUUUCGAGACAUCCAGGCGGAAAAUUUUGGCUUCAGGCCACCGAGGGAAUGGAUGUAACUGAAGCGUUCGAAUCGCACCACAUUUCACUCAAACCGGAUAAACUUCUCCCCAAGUAUUUCGUGCGUAAGGCGACGACUCCCAGAAAUUCGCCCUUUACUUUUCUAGAGGAUGGCUUCUAUAGAACCUUUAAACGGAAAGUGCGAAAAGUGCUUGUGAAUGUACCGGUUGAGAGUGCGAUGAAAACCAACGUCAUGGUUGAUGGUAUGUUUGCAGGUGCGAUUCUUGUAGGUGUACUAGCGGCAAUACACGGUACAUUUAUAUUGGCUAUUGUCGCCGGAUUGAUUUUGGGUGUUUGUACGGUGGCAGCGCAUAGCUACUAUCACAGAAAGGACAAUUUUCGGAUGUACUACAAUGACAUCGCGCUACUUCCAUCACGAUCUUGGAGAAUCAUUCACGUCCUAAGCCACCAUGGCUAUACAAAUUCCGUUGCAGAUCUACAGUCGUACGGCUUUGAUCCGUUUGUUCAAGUUUACCCAUGCCAAAAAUCAACUAUUUAUAAGGCGUUAUCGAUUUUGACCCCUUUGACUUGGCCAACUUUCAUACCACUGAUAUAUUUCUCGAGAUUUAACAACUGGAAGACUUUCGUAAAGAAUUUUACAACAGUCGACCUUCUGCCUCUCGUCUUGCCUAUCCUCUUCUGUGUGGUAUCCAAGCAAAGUGUUAGCACCAAGCUCUUAAUUUGGGCAGUGAUGAUAGCUGUGAGUAGUUUUUGGUUUAUGAUGGUAGGCCUCGUGACCAAUCACAUCAACCCCGACAUUUUCGUAGAUGGGGACAAGCCAAGAUCACCACAUAAAGUAGAUUGGGGCACAUAUCAACUGGAUGCAGUUGGCGACAAGACGGGCGUCGUGAAUACCCAUUUCCUUGGACUCAUAUCAUUUGGCGACCACGGCCUCCAUCACCUGCUCCCGACCCUCGAUCACGGGGCGUUCCAACACCUGUACCCGGUUUUUUGGGAGACGUUGAAGGAGUUUAACUUGUUCUUACGUGUAAUGAGAAAAAGAGACAUGUGGGUUGGGUACUUCGAUCAGUUGAGGAGGGAAACACCAAAUCCAAACCCACCAAAUUUGGCUACGUACGGUGUGAAUUUGUAGGCCGUUUCUUUUUAUUAACUUUUGUAUAUUGUAGAUGUGUUUGAAUGUGUAAUAUAAAUUAAGGAAACUAAA